Setaria italica (foxtail millet) is the source of this 2454-nucleotide messenger RNA. RefSeq lists its product as uncharacterized. Gene Ontology annotation, biological process: DNA integration. Gene Ontology annotation, molecular function: nucleic acid binding. NCBI's taxonomy places the organism in Eukaryota, Viridiplantae, Streptophyta, Magnoliopsida, Poales, Poaceae. The transcript is spliced from 2 exons. The record is from RefSeq and is a predicted model, not a curated record. Bases 1 to 2454 code for a protein of 817 amino acids.
AUGGCAGAGACCGCAGCCGAGCGUACCGCUCGCGAACAGCGCGAACAGCGCGAACGCGAUGCCGAGGACGCCCACCGUCGCCAAGCUGAGGCCGCCCGCACCGCCGCCCUCGACGCCUAUGAGGCCAAGCACGCCGACGUCCACGCCGCCGCCAUUGCCGUCCUCAACAUCAAGGUGCUUGUGCCAGUGGUCCUCGACCGCGUCGCCAACAACUACACCCGUUGGCGUGCCCUCUUCCUUGUCGUCUUGGGCAAAUAUGCCCUCACCGAUCACGUCCUCAACGAUGUCGUCAACGCCGAUCGGCCGGCGUGGGUGCAGAUGGACUGCACCGUCCUCACAUGGAUCUACGGGACGAUCAACGCCGACCUCCAGCAGUCCACCAUGCUGAAGAACCCAACCGCCCGCGUCGCCUGGCUCCACCUCGAGGACGAGUUCCUCGGCCAGCGCGAGUCGCGUGCGCUGCUGCUGUCCGCCGAGUUCCGCACGGUGAAGCAAGGGUCGACGUCCAUUACGGACUUCUGCCGUCGCCUCGAGACGAUGGCCGCCGCCCUACGCGACUUCGGCGAUCCCGUCGGCGACCGCACCCUCGUCCUCACGCUGCUCCGCGGUCUCAGCGCCAAGUUCCGCCCCAUGGUGACGAACAUCAAGCUGCGCCAGCCGUUCCCGACCUUCGCGGAGGCACGCACGCUUCUGCUUCUUGAGGAGAUUGAUCUCAACGACGUUACCGCCGACACCGAACCACCACCUGCCCCCGCGCCGUCGGCCCUCGUCACCGACUCGUCCGGCCCCGUCGCCCGCGCUCCCUCCACCCGUGGCAGCAGCACCGGUGGCGGCCAGGGCGCCUCCAGCCGCGGCCAGGGCAGCUCUGGUGGUGGCCAGGGCAACCGCCGACAGCGCCGCGGCCGUGGUGGCAAGCAGCAGCAGAACCAGCAGGCCGGUGCACCUGCUGCCAGCGGCUCCCGUCCGCCUCCCCUCCUCUACAACACUUGGGGAGGUAUGGUUCAGUUUUGGCCGCACCAGCAGCCCUCCAACAGUGCUCCCGGCGGGCCGUUUCGUCCACCACAGGCAGCGCUCGCGGCUGUGCCGCAGCCCCAGCUGCAGCCCAACCUGGCGCCGUAUGGCUACGGCGUCGGUCCACCGCCCGGGUUCGGCUACGCUCCGCCCCCACCGCAGCAACCGGCAUGGACUCCCAUGCAGGGCGGGUCUUUCGACACGUCCUCCCUCGCCAGCAACUUCAGCACCAUGUCGCUAACUCCACCCGGACCAAGCGAAUGGUACGUCGACUCCGGCGCCGGUGCUCACAUGGUUAACAACGCUGGUAUAAUUUCAUCCUCUCACCCUCCCUUGUCAUCAAGUCCUUCAUCUAUCAUUGUUGGUAAUGGGGCUUCGCUUCCUGUUACUUCCGUCGGAUCACACUCCUUUUUUACCACACGACGUCCCCUAGUUCUUUCUAAUGUUUUAGUUUCACCUGACAUUAUUAAGAAUCUAAUUUCCGUUCGUCGUUUUACCACCGAUAACAACUGUUCCAUCGAAUUUGAUCCAUUCGGCCUUUCUGUGAAGGAUUUACAGACACGGAGCGUGAUCGCCAGGUGUAAUAGCACGGGAGAUCUUUACCCGUUCUUUUCGCCGGCACCACCCAGCACCACCGCCACCGCCCUCACUGCUGCCGCGCCUUCCACCACCCUUUGGCAUCGCCGCCUUGGUCAUGUCGGUCCUGAAGCUUUGUCCAAGCUCCUUAGUUCCAAUGCUAUCACAUGUAAUAAGCGCCAUGACACUCAUGUUUGCCACGCUUGUCAGCUUGGUCGCCAUGUGCGCCUCCCUUUUAGCUUGUCAAACUCUCGUGCACUUCGCCCAUUUGAUUUAAUACAUUGUGAUCUUUGGACAUCUCCUAUUGUUAGUGUGUCUGGCUACAAAUAUUAUCUUGUUAUUCUUGAUGAUUGCACACACUAUAGCUGGACAUUCCCUUUACGCCUCAAGUCCGACACCUUUACCGUUCUCACUAAUUUUUUCUCAUAUGCGCGCACACAAUUUGACUCCACUAUCAAGGCAGUUCAGUGCGAUAACGGCCGUGAAUUUGAUCAUUCCUCGGCCCGCACGUUCUUCCUCACUCACGGGGUUGCCUUUCGGAUGUCGUGCCCAUACACCUCUCAGCAGAACGGGCGGGCUGAGCGCGCUCUUCGCACCAUCAAUAAUAUCGUGCGCUCUCUUCUGUUCCAGGCCAGUCUUCCUCCGGUUUAUUGGGCGGAUUCCCUUCACACUGCUACCUAUCUCCUCAACCGCCACCCUACAAAAACCUUAGACGGCCGAACACCAUACUUCGCACUAUACGGCACGCAGCCCUCCUACACCCACCUUCGUGUUUUCGGCUGUGCCUGCUAUCCCAACCUGUCAUCUACAGCUCCACAUAAAUUAUCACCACGUUCCUCCUUGUGUGUCUUCCUGGGGUACCCGUAG